UUGCUCCUAUGUACACGGCAGAAAUAGCAGAAGCUAAGAUUCGUGGAAGUCUAGGAUCUUAUUUUGUAUUACUUCUAAAUAUUGGCAUUUUAUUGUCCUAUGUUCUGGGAAGUGUUGUGGACAUACGCGUAUUAUCUAUUCUAUCCGCUAUUGCACCGUUCAUAUUUUUUGGAGUAUUCGUGUUUAUGCCAGAAUCA
This is a messenger RNA of Megachile rotundata (alfalfa leafcutting bee), 197 nucleotides long. Its product is annotated as solute carrier family 2, facilitated glucose transporter member 8-like. The record is from RefSeq and is a predicted model, not a curated record. NCBI's taxonomy places the organism in Eukaryota, Metazoa, Arthropoda, Insecta, Hymenoptera, Megachilidae.